UUUUCCCUUCAAAUGCAGCCAACAUCUAAGCCGCUGCAUGAAUCACUCCUACUAUACAUUGUCCUGGUUAUCAUCCAUCAUCGUCAUUCAAGAAAAGAAAAAUGACAUGACACACUGCGUCAAUCUUUAUCUUAGGUGGAAUUGGAAAAUGACAGAUAAAUUAAAACACACAAUGUAAGCUGUUUCCAGUAAGGAAAUUUGUGCCCAAAUCCCACACUGUCUGUGGGUGGGGUGUGGGUCACAGGGAUUUACCAUCACCACAGUACCACUUCCACUGAAUCACAGUUCACUGUAAGUAGAAAAUUCUAACGUGUCAUACAUACCAUUUACCACAAAAUAAAUGAAGGGCGUGCAGUAUGGCUUGUAUGACAGUAUAAUGAAACAUUUGUAAAAAGGUUGCUGAAGAGGAAAAAGUCUUACCAACCCAAGGCCCCGCCUCCUAAUUUAAAUCCACACUUUCCAGCUGCCUGUCUUUCAUUCUGCCCACGCUACACACUGGAUAGCAUCACAUCCACGACAAAAACAGCACAGCCUCCUGACAUCCAGCCGCUUGAGCCUCACUUGACCCCCGCCACUCGGCGCAGCUGCAGAGGAAGAAAACAAGGGACCGCUAACAGGAACAAGAGAAGAAGUCCAGUGCUGGCUAGUCAGAAUGAUUCUGUGGAUUGUCCUGCUGAUGUCCCACUGCUGCUUCAGUCUGAAUAGAGCUGCAGCAGAAAGCACAACACUGGAGAGGAUAAAGAAAUGUGCAACCAGAUGUUCUCAGGGCCUUCAGUGCAAGCCCAAGGCCAAUGGUUUGUUCCCUCGUCCGUGCCAAAAGCCUGCCGAAGUUCUCAACGCCUCAUCAGUGUUCCACAACAUCAGCUUUUCCACGGUGAUGAGCUGCCAAGGGAGGCAGAAGUGCUCCCUGCACCUCAGGAUCAAAACCCUUCUGCAACUUUCUGAGUCCAUCCAUGGUGUGUCAAUUUGCACAGCCACCAUAGGGAUGAUGAAUAGCUGCCGAACCUUUGUCUUCGCAAAAGCCUCGAGACAAAAGAUGGCUGGACUGCAGGUGGAAGUUGAAAAUGAUUGCACUGACAUUUCUCCAAACCAACAAGUGCAAGUUACGGUGAAAACCGUGCCAAACUACUGUGACGUAACUUGGACCGGUACCUAUGAUGCUCCAGGAUGCUUCAGUGGAGAUUUGCGAAGACACGUCCCAGAAUGCAUUACUGGACGACUUUCGUAUGACGCAGACACAGAGAGGAGGGAGAUGAUUGUCAAUGUGUCAGACAUGCUGGAGGACAGCAACUACUAUGUCCGUUUGUGCCGCAAAGAUUUUAUCUGCAUUGGAACCGAGGCCAUUAAACUGAUAAACAAAGAGGAACCUGUAAAGAGUGCCGUCCUCCCUUACAGCAGACCUUUACCCUGCCUCUGCAUCGAGGGAUGGUCAGCUGUGGCAGAUGCCCCUAGGGUCCAGGUCUGCCCAUUUAAAGAUCGUCUUGAGGAACUGUGGUCUGGAGUCACAUUUGACCCACUGGAGCAGACGCUAUCGUGGGAACCGGCCUGUCCCGUUACCGCCGUGGUCACAUUGUGCCAUAAAGGAGAAGACGGCGUCUGUGUGGCUCUGCCUCACGCCUCCCGGAAUGUCAGCAGAGACAAGAUGACGUUUGCUAAAGUGGACCCGCAUCCUCAACUCUGCAUAAAGUUCACUGUAGGGUCUCAGUCCUGGACCAGUUGCCCCUUUGCACAAUUGAGCUUCAAAGCAUGGGAGUUGGUUGUGAGUGGAAAGCAGGGUCAUGAAGCAGUGAAGAUGUUGGCACACACCGACGCAACUUUCUCGGUGGGGCAGUGUGUGAACUCUGCAGAGUCUGGUUCGUGCCACAUCGCUGAAACACACAGCCUACAUGUGGAAAGGAAUAAAGCUGUCGCCUUAAACCUGACACUGUGCAAAGCUUGUCUCCAGGUCAAGAGGGUCGAUGUGAACUAUGCUGUUCCAGUCACUCACUGUUUUGAUCAAUGCAAUCAGUCUGUUCCAAAUGAAAAACUUUCCACGAUCCCCCACCUCUUUGAUUUGACUUGGCUCAUUGUUGCAGCUGCUGCUUGCAUCUCUGGUGUAAUUAUUGUCACUCUGGUGCUCCACAUAGUGUUAACUGUGCAUCAGAGGCGGAGACAAAAAAGGCGUGGAAAUAAAAAAGGUCCUACUGCUAAUACUGUGGCCUCUGCAUUACAAACACAAACUCACCUCCAUGAAGGAAUCCUCAUACCGGAUUCACCACAGUGUGGCAAUGCGGAGAAGGCCGUCCUGAUCUCCAAGUGACAAAUCCGGUCAAAAAACUGUUCUGGCAGUAUGUACAGUAUAAGGCUUGUGUAAGUACUGUACAGUAUAUUGCACAACCCAGAUAAGUUCUCUGUUGAAUGCAGUGCACACCUUUGUUACAAAUAUUUCAAUGGAUGUUUGUGCAUUUGUGCUGGUUAGUAUACUUGUUACAGUUGUUAUAUAUUGUGCGUGGUGUUGUCUGGUCAGGUCAAAGUAAAGUCAGCUUGCAGCUAAACAGUAACAGUUUUAAGUUAACUGUCUAUUAUUAAUAUGUAAUAUAUAUAUAUAUAUAUAUAUAUAUAUAUAUAUAUAUAUAUAUAUAUAUAUAUA
This is a messenger RNA of Betta splendens (Siamese fighting fish), 2629 nucleotides long. It is a transcript of the gene il17rel, whose product is annotated as interleukin 17 receptor E-like. Bases 653 to 2299 code for a protein of 548 amino acids. The record is from RefSeq and is a predicted model, not a curated record. Gene Ontology annotation, molecular function: interleukin-17 receptor activity. The transcript has 18 exons. Lineage: Eukaryota; Metazoa; Chordata; Actinopteri; Anabantiformes; Osphronemidae.